Messenger RNA from Toxotes jaculatrix (banded archerfish), 5220 nucleotides. RefSeq names its product myosin heavy chain, muscle. NCBI's taxonomy places the organism in Eukaryota, Metazoa, Chordata, Actinopteri, Toxotidae. Gene Ontology annotation, cellular component: actin cytoskeleton. Gene Ontology annotation, biological process: actin filament organization. Gene Ontology annotation, molecular function: actin filament binding. The record is from RefSeq and is a predicted model, not a curated record. The transcript is spliced from 20 exons.
AUGCUGAACUGCUUUAAUCUUAUCAAUAACAGGUGGCAUGAGACUUUGAUAAACUCUAAGACCAAGACACCUACACAGAAGAAAGGGGCAAAGGACCUAGCAGCACUAACAGUGCCUGUAUUUAGUGGCGCUAAACAGGCUGGCAGCAGUACAUCUAAACCCAGUGCUGGCUGUGGAAGGAGCAACAGCCUCAGCAGGAGAGGUAGUGACUCGACUGCGAGUGGCAGUAAAGUUGGUAGCAGCUUGAAAAGAGGCAGCCUCGGCCACCAAGGGGGCGUUGGCCACAAGGGUACCAGACAAGCAUCUCACCCAGGAGGACCAGGUCUCCGCCUCUGCAGUAGCCGGAGCUUCUCGUCCCUCCACACCUCAUCUCUCACUGCUGCUCCAUUCAUGAGGAGCAGUCGUUCUCUCAGCAGGCUCGACCAAAGAUGCACUGGACAAGAUUCAGACCAUGCAGUUCCAAGCUCACAAAUUAAAAAAGGACAAACUUCAGACAAGAAAGUCCUGUCGUCCUCUGUGGAGCAAAUCAGGGAUGACAAAGAGCAGUUUCAUGGUGAUGAUGUGGGGAAAAUGAAAACAAGCAUCUCCUCUGAGCCACCGGAGUCUUCCUCCUCUCUGGUCUCCACCACUGCAUGUCAUCAUCAUGGCAACAAGCCUGAUCUACUCAACUUUAAGAAAGGAUGGAUGAUGCUGCAGGAUGCAUCUGGGCAGUGGCAGAAACACUGGUUUGUCCUGACUGACCAAAUGCUGAGGUUCUACAAAGAUUCAGUUGCUGAGGAGGCAGCUGAUGUGGACGGUGAGAUAAACUUGUCCGCAUGUUUUGACAUCACAGAGUACCCAGCUCAGAAGGACUGUGGUUUUCAAAUUCAUACCAGAGAUGGUGUGUACACGCUCUGUGCAAUGACUGCUGGGAUGAGACGCAACUGGGUCCAAGCAGUGUUGAAGAAUGUGAGGCCCAGUCUUACAUCUGAUGUCACAAGCUCCCUUUCAGAACAGAAAACUCAACAGAAAUCACAUCAACCAGAUUCAGAGUCAGCAGAGGUUGUGUGGAAAUCUGAACAACCGAGCAGUAGUUUGCAAGAGCACAAAACCAGUGACUGUGCAGAGGAUUCACAUCAACAGCAGAAAGAACAGGAGACCAAACUGCAGCCAGAAAAAGAGCACAUCUCUGCUGCUGGAAACUCUGCUCCGUCUCCCAUCAAUCCUCCGCAGCAGGUGGAGGAGGGUGACGGUGCUUCCUAUCAUCAGUGUCAGCUUCUUGUUGGAACCACACAAAACGAGGAAACACUGCCGUGUGAGCAGCAAACUGCACAGCUUGUCAAAGAGCUGGAACAAACACAGAAGGAACUGUCUCGACUCCAGCAGUUAAACAGGAAUCUGCAGGAAGACCUACAACGCGAGCAAGAGAUUCAUUCAGGAGUAAGGGUUCGUCCGCAGAAUGAUCUUAUUUCAAACUCCUCAGAACAUGCUCUGGCUUUAAAGCGACUACAGAAAAUAAACCACGACCUCCGCAUUGAGCUUGAGGCACAGAAGAGGAGUCAGGAGGAGGCCAAGGAAGCUGAACUACGCCGAAGAGUAGAUCUCCUAGCUCAACAAGCUCAGUUACUGGUCACAGGUGAUGCCACGGCACUUGCACAGGCUCAUCUCGAGCAAGAUCGACGGCGAUUUCACGAGCAGCAGAAGGAGUGGGAGCACUGUAUGUCCUUGCUGAAGUCCCAGCUGAGCACCAGUGAGGAGCAGAGGAGGGAGGGUGAGUCCCGCUUGACACAGCUGCAGCAGGAGUUGCAGAGCUAUCACAACCUCCAGCAGGAGGCUGGUUGCUUGCAGAAACAUCUCCACGAGUUGAAAACUCAGCUUUGUGCCAAAGAAGAAGCGCAGGCUCAAAAAGAGGCUCGACUGCAGAAGCACCUCAUGCUCCUUCAAGCAAGUCAGGACAGAGAACGGAGGAGCUUGGCUGCUAGUCUGGCACAGGCUGAGCAACACUCACAAGACCUCCAGGAAAGGCUGGACAGGGCUGAGCAGCAGGUGGAGAGCCUGACUAAGACUCAGACCUGGACCAGAGAAAUUGAGGAGGCUCAAGAGCAACUUCAAGAGGAGCUAGCAUGUACAGUUUCUGCUGUACAGAAACUUCAAGACGAAAGAGACCAGCUCGAACGUCGCUGUCAAGAGCUGCAGAACCAGUUAUCUGAGGCGGAUGGGGAGGUGAGCAGGCUGCAGAGCCGCUUGAAAACAGAUGAGACACACUACUACAAUCUUGAGCACUCGUAUGAGAGAGUUUGUGAGGAACUGCAGCUGGCCUUAGGGAAGGUGCAGCGAAGGGAGUCCGAAACACAAGACAUACGAGAAGGCUACGAGAGACUCCUCGAUAGGAAGGAGCAAGAGCUGAGUGAAGUUUUGUUGAAGAUGGAAGUCUUGGGUAAUAGCUUGGAGGAGACAGAAGUGAAGCUGAACGAAGUGUUGAAAGUUCGCAACUGUGCGUCUUCUCAGCUGUCGUCAGAGCCUGUUCAGCAUAAUGAGAGACAACAGCAGACAACUGAGCCUCUCGUUGUAAAUGACAGCAGGCCAAAGGCAACAGACAGUGACCAGCUGUUUAACAUCUCAAAUACCAUGGAUGUGGUUCAGGCAAACAUCAGCCAUUCUCAUGAGCAUGCAAGAAAUAGGUCUCGCUCGAUUGACCCGUCGUACCAGUACAUUGUCACUGCAGGAGAUGACCCAGAAAGGUUUAUGUCUGUGAUCCAGAUACUGGAAACUAAGCUUUAUGUGACAGAGGAGAAGCUUAGAGACAUCACGCAAAGACUGGAGGAACACCAGAGUCACAUCAGCUGCCAGGACCCCCACCUUUGCUCCCAGCUCACUCAGAGCCGAGCCACUGCCCAGCACCUCAGUCUGCUGCUUCACAGUCAGGCCAAGCAGAGCCAGCGCUUUGCCCAGGAGACAGAGAACCGCUGCAGGAUUUUGGUUGGCAGGUUUCAGGUUGCGCUGAACAUCAUACACACCUGCAGGGACAGACUUCAAGCCACUCAGAUUAAUAUUACAGACUUUGAGAAGCAACUUGCCACUGUUGCUGCCUGCCUUCAGCAAGGCCAGAAAGAUGCAGAGAAACAACAGCAUGAAUCACACCAUGCCGGCAAAGGAGAGGACAGAAUCCUCAAUGAUGAGACAUUAGCUGGGGCUGAUAGCAGCGAUAGUGCUAAAAGUAAACUCUUUGAUACAUUAGCCUCAGAGAAUGACAUGGCUAGUGUUAGGAAGUGUUUAAUAAGGGAAUUAUUUGUAGUAGAAAAAAUUAUAUCUGUCCUUCAGAGUCGACGUGACAUUAGCCAACUAUCCUUAGUACCAAGAGAAGAUGAGGGGGAUGUGGCACACAGGUACAAAAACAUAAUCUCCCAAAGAAUAGCCUUAAAAACAGAAAAAAGGACUCCGGGAAAAGCAGAAUGUGACAGCGAUGAACCUCUGGAAAGUGCCAUUGGUAGAGCCUGUGCUGAAGCUGAGCUCAUUUAUGCUGCCUUAAAAUUUCAGCAGCAGUAUGAGAGCCUGAUUCAAGUAGAUAAUCAAGAGUGUAAAAAGAAGAGUCUGGCUGAUAUCAAUCCCCCGGAGUUGGCUCCCUAUGAGGAGCAAGUGAAAGUAGAGGGCAGAGGUUUAGAGGAUGUUAAACAACCAGCUGAAAAAGACCAAACUGGAGAUAAAAAGGUGGAGGCUGAGAAAGAACCAGAGUGGUUAGAGAAACUUAUAUCCCGGCUGCAAAGAAGGGCGAAAUUCUUAAACCAUCUCUGCCAGGAGGUCUCUGAUGGACCAGUCAGUGAGUGUAGUAUGGACCAUAGUGGGGAAAAUGAUUCUGCAGCAGACAUAAAUUGGAUACAGGAGCAGGCAAAGUUGAUUUAUUUGUUAGACAGGCUGCACUUGGAUUUAGAACAGGAGUUACAGCAAAACAAGGUGUUACAGCAGAAACUGCAAGCUUUGUGCAAAGAGCAAGACACCACAUUAAUGGGUGAGCAGGAGGCUUUUAAUCACACCUUAUGUCAGCUUCAGGAGGACAACAGAGUGCUGAGAGAAGAACUAGAGCAUGCUGAGCAAAAGAUAAUAUCUGUAGAGACUGGGAACCAGAGACUCCUGGAAAACAUACAGAAAUUUGAGGAUUAUCAUGAGGAACGAAUGCAAAAACUAGAGACAAAAUUUCAAGAGAAGAUAAGGGAACUGCAGCAGAUCCAUGAAGAGGAGAUGAAGCACUUGCAUGGUUACUAUACCAAAGAGAAACAGACCAAAACCUGCAGAGAGGCACCUGCUUUCACUGAAAGUAACUCUUCCCCACCAGACCAGGCUGCUUACCAGAAAGACCUCGAAAAACCUGAGGAUCACGAUUUCACUGCUAUGGAGGAUAUGCACAGGAAGCUGAUAGGAGAUCUACAGCAGCAGCAUCAGACGGAGGUGGCAGCUCUUCGGAGGGAGAAAGACCAGCUGCUGCAGGAGGAGACGGCUGCUACCAUGGCAGCAAUUGUAGCAAUGAGGAGAGCCCAUAAACAGGAGCUUGAGAAAAACAGACAGUCUCAGCACAUCAGGGAGAGUGCUGACAUGACACAACUGCACACUGAAUAUGAGAGGGAGAUCCAGUUAUUGCACAAGGAGCUUGAGUUGUUGUCAGUUCAGCACACACAGAAAUGCCUGGAAAACUCUCAUCUGAGCCAAGAGCUGCAGGAUGAGAGAAAAUCCUUAAUGCAGUACCAAAAAGAAAGCCAGGAGCUCCAAAAGAAACAGGUAAGUUUCUUUUCACAUAGCUUUCUCAGACAGUGUAGCUGAACAUUGAACAUAUGCACAUCUCAUGUGUUGAUGUAAUUUAUCAUGCUACAGGUGAUUGUGCGGGUGAGGGAGGCAGAAAUGGAGUUUCUCAGACAGGAAGCUUCUUCACUCAGGGAAGAGUUGAAGAUUGCUCGACUGGACAAAAUAUAUGCCCAGAACAAGCUGAAGGCUCUCUACACCAACAGCCAUGAUGAACCCCAUCAUGAUGUCAACAAACUCAGUGAAGACUUCAAGUUCGCCACUUGGUCUCCAGGCAGAGAUGCUUCAGGACAGAGCCUCAAGGAAUCCAUGACAAACACUGGUAAUGCAGCUUUUCUGAAGAAAACAGAGAAAUCAUCCCUCACACGUCAGAUCAGAGGAAUGAGAUCAAAGAGUUUGAAAGACGGUCUUUCUAUUCAGGAGAGGAUGAAGCUGUUUGAUUCAUUCUGA